Messenger RNA from Odocoileus virginianus texanus, 1033 nucleotides. The record is from RefSeq and is a predicted model, not a curated record. Lineage: Eukaryota; Metazoa; Chordata; Mammalia; Artiodactyla; Cervidae.
CUCCACUCGGCAGGGAGACCGAAACGCUGCACUGAGCGCUCGCCACCGCCCAGCGUCUCCUGCGCGUCUCUGAUCUCAUCGCAGAGCAAGCCGGAGCGAAAGUGGCCCCGAGCCCCGAGCCCCGCAGUGGAAGGGGCGCUCAUUUCUGGCUUCUCUGGCGUGCUCCUCGCUCCCCUCCCUCCCCACUUGGGUGCGAGCCGGCGUGAGGGCGAUGGAGCGGAGAGCCUGGACUCUGCAGUGCACUGCUUUCACUCUUUUUUGCGCUUGGUGUGCAAUGAACAGCGUCAAAGCGAAGAGGCAGUUUGUGAAUGAAUGGGCGGCUGAGAUCCCCGGGGGACCUGAGGCAGCCUCGGCGAUAGCCCAGGAGCUAGGCUAUGACCUUUUGGGUCAGAUUGGAUCACUUGAAAAUCACUACUUAUUCAAACACAGAAACCAUCCCCGGAGGUCUCGAAGGAGUGCCUUCCACAUCACUAAGAGAUUGUCUGAUGAUGAUCGUGUGAUAUGGGCAGAACAACAGUAUGAAAAAGAGAGAAGUAAGCGUUCCAUCCUAAGAGACUCAGCUCUGGAUCUCUUCAAUGAUCCGAUGUGGAAUCAGCAGUGGUAUUUGCAAGAUACAAGGAUGACUGCAACCCUGCCCAAGCUAGAUCUCCAUGUGAUACCUGUUUGGCAAAAAGGCAUCACAGGCAAAGGUGUUGUUAUCACUGUACUGGAUGAUGGCUUGGAGUGGAAUCACACAGACAUAUAUGCCAACUAUGACCCAGAGGCCAGCUAUGAUUUUAACGAUAAUGACCAUGAUCCAUUUCCCCGAUAUGAUCCCACAAAUGAGAACAAACAUGGGACCAGAUGUGCAGGAGAAAUUGCAAUGCAAGCAAAUAAUCACAAGUGUGGGGUCGGAGUUGCAUACAAUUCCAAAGUUGGAGGUAAAGCAGAGGGUUGUUCCCAUAGAUUCGCGCUUUGAGUCUUGUGUUAACUGGUGUAAAUGGGGUGGGCUGAGGGAAACUUUUCAACAACCAGAGGAAGAAGUGAACCCCAU